AUGCCCGUCGUUGAAGUGUCCCUGAUCGUGUUGGGUGCCGAGGUUGGCGCCGCGUUUCUGUGGCUUUCCUCCUGGUUCAAAGCGCCCGAGGUACACGGCCCAGCUUUAUCCGCGAGAGAAACGAGCCUGGCACCUUGGCAACUGGACAGAGCAGCAGCAGUCGCAAGAGACGAAGACGACGACUCCACCACAAUUGCAGAAAGUGCCAGCGCUGAAGAGGAGGACCGGUAUAGGCACGACGAGGACCUCGCUGAUCCGUUGCUGUCCUCCGCAGUUUCUGCUGUACUCCUGGUUUCGCCAUCAGCAAACGGAUGA
This is a messenger RNA of Amoebophrya sp. A120, 315 nucleotides long. NCBI's taxonomy places the organism in Eukaryota, Dinophyceae, Syndiniales, Amoebophryaceae. The record is from the annotation of a GenBank genome assembly.